AUGCAGAGCAGAGGGGCGGAUGCUGGCUCGACGACGAUGAUGUUGAAGCAACUUGAGCCCUCGCUCACAAAGCCACAGUACUUUCCGCAGCCCCAAUCGCCGCUCCUGGGCCGCCUCCCCUUCGAGAUCCGCCGGAUGAUCUGGACCUCGCUUCUCCACCACGUCCCCAAGAGCGUGCACAUCGUGCGCUGCAAGGACAAGGCGACAGAUCUGCAAUACGUCGUGUGUCGCGAGGGCGUCAGGCCAACUUUGCUUGGCUGGAAUUGCUGUAAGUUUUGCGUCAAUGCCGCCAGGCGGAAGGAGAUGGGGUGGGGGCUGGAGUAUGGCCGGUUCUGUGGGCUGAAAAGGCCGUUUGGCGACUUGGUGGCGGUGGGGAGGACGUGUUUGUUUGCCUACGCCGAAACAAGCCCCCACAUAUAUUCAUCAGGCACCUUCAUCUUCGCCAACGCCACCAACUUCCUGCACUUCAACUCCGCCAUCCGCGCAGGCCCCCACUGCCACCAGCACCACCAGCACAUCCGCUCCGUGAAAAUAUACUGGAAUUUGGCGGGCGACUUCUUCCUGGGCGAUGAGGAGGACUUCCUCAUCCAGCUCUCCGUCCUCUGCGACAUGGCCAGGGGGCUGAGUGGACUUCGACGAUUCGUGAUCCUCAUGCCCCCCGUGCAUUGGUACGGGCGGGAAGAUAUGGCAAGGGUCCUUGCGCCUUGCGCCGCUAGAGAGCCUGCGCUGUGCGUGGGAGCUGAGUAUGCACCUUUCGUUUGGGGAGGGGGAGAAGCAGGUGUCGGACUUGGGGAGGGUGUUUGGGAAGUUGGGGUGGCGGGGAGCUGUGGGCACGGCAGCGGCGGCGUCUAA
Molecule: messenger RNA, 852 nt
Organism: Histoplasma mississippiense
Lineage: Eukaryota; Fungi; Ascomycota; Eurotiomycetes; Onygenales; Ajellomycetaceae
Exons: 4
Coding region: 1-852 (283 amino acids)
Source: RefSeq, a predicted model, not a curated record